AUGGGGCUCGACGUCGGCGAGAUCGGGAUGCCCCUCGACCUGGGCCUCGACCUCAGGCUCUUCGUCGCCAAGACCGCCGGCCGCCUCGCCAAGGAGGCGCCCGCCGUCGACGCCUGCAUCCGCGGCCUCGAGGAGGAGCGCCGCAAGAUCGAGGUCUUCCGCCGCGAGCUGCCCCUCUGCGCCCGCCUCCUCGCCGACGUCAUCGAGUUCAUGAAGGAGGAGGCCGCCAAGAGGAGCGAGCGCCGCGACGCCGACGACAACGACAAGCGGAAAUGGAUGAGCACCGCGCAGCUCUGGGUCGACAGCCGCGCCACCGACGCCGCCGAUCCCGUCAAGGAGCAGAAGAAGGAGAGCGCCCUCUCCAAGCCGAUGCUGCUCGGCGGUGCCACCGGCGUGCCCAUGGCAGUCAGCUGCGGCGCAAUGCCGCCGCCGGCGGCUCCCCAGUAUCUCGGCAGGGACGACAAGAUUGUUGGCACACAAGGCCUGCCUGCUCUGCCCAUGAUUUCUCCGGCUGCGAACAGGCAGUUUUCUCCCCCUGCCGACGACCGUCAUCAGGCCUUCGCCGCAAAAUUUGCAUCCGCCAUGCCGCCUCCGGGGCCUGGCUUGCAGACUCAUGAGCAGCAGUCGAGGAAGACAAGGCGGUGCUGGUCGCCGGAGCUUCACCGGCACUUUGUUGCCGCCUUGCACCAACUCGGUGGCCCUCAAGGGGUGGCCGUCUCGGCACUCACCGGCAGCGACAGUUCCGAGGAAGACGACAGGUCGUGGGCCAUCAUCUUUACUUUCUGCCAUGGCGUCCGCUACGAGAAGAUGUUGGAGAACCUCAUGACCCGAGAGAUCCUGACGGUGGCCGAGUUGUUCGCCCUUGCGAAGAAGUGCGCCAAGACCACCGAGGCACAUGCUUUUCAUCACACAAGAACCGACCCGAUGAAGGUCGGGGGCGCCGACCAUGAUGACAUCACCAAAAAGACGAAGACGUGCAAGGCCAAGCUUGUCCUAGCGGUGGAGCCCCAAAGCCGCAAGACACAGCAGGGCAGGCUAGAAGCCGACAAGGAGAAGGUCAAGGCCGUUGGAGAGGGCGUAAGUAAGUGGUGCCCUCUCCAUCGGUCCAAAGGGAAUGGCCUCGAGAACUUCAGGGAAGUCCAGAACUUCGUCGAGGUUCAUCGCCGGGACGUCGCGAGGUCAAACACGAUAGUCACAGCGGCCAGGAGUGAGAGGGAGGACAUGGUGCUCGCGGCACUCGCGUCCGCAAAGGGGAUCGCGACAGGCACUGAUGGCCUACAAGUGCACAUGGUUUAG
This is a messenger RNA of Triticum turgidum subsp. durum (durum wheat), 1296 nucleotides long. Lineage: Eukaryota; Viridiplantae; Streptophyta; Magnoliopsida; Poales; Poaceae. The record is from the annotation of a GenBank genome assembly.